This is a messenger RNA of Artibeus jamaicensis (Jamaican fruit-eating bat), 2355 nucleotides long. It is a transcript of the gene HPDL, whose product is annotated as 4-hydroxyphenylpyruvate dioxygenase like. Gene Ontology annotation, molecular function: 4-hydroxyphenylpyruvate dioxygenase activity. NCBI's taxonomy places the organism in Eukaryota, Metazoa, Chordata, Mammalia, Chiroptera, Phyllostomidae. Gene Ontology annotation, biological process: aromatic amino acid metabolic process. The coding region runs from base 271 to 1386 and encodes 371 amino acids. The transcript has a single exon. The record is from RefSeq and is a predicted model, not a curated record.
UAGCUGCAUUCGCUCCGCCCCCUCUUGGCCUCACCUACUCCGCCCUGCACUAGCUCCGCCUGGUUCUCUCUCUCCAGGUCGGGGUGGUGAGGCAGAGAGAACCACCAGCGCCCAAAUGAUCCGUGUGUGAUUUCUCCCUGGAAAACUGCUAGGAAUGCGCUCUGCGGACAAAACUGGACUCCACCGGUUUGGGACAGAGAAUCCUGGAGUCCCGAAUAACAGGUGAGCGUGCUCAAGGAGGGACAGUCCAGGGUCACCAGCCAGAACGCCAUGGCCGCGCUGACCCGCCGCCUGUGCCAUAUCGCUUUCCACGUGCCCAUGGGGCAGCCUCUUGCCCAGGAUCUGCAGCGCUUCUUCAGCUUCCAGCCCUUGGCUGUGCGGGAGGCAAACGGCUGGCGGCAACUGGCCCUGCGCAGCGGGGACGCAGUCUUUUUGGUGAAUGAGGGCGCGGGGACCCAGGAGCCGCUGUACAGCCUGAACCCGUGUCACGCUGUGCCCAGCGCCACCAACCUGUGCUUUGAGGUGGCAGACGCGGCAGUAGCUGCGCAGGCGCUGGAGGUGCAGGGCUGCAGAACGCUGGUGCCCCCAGUUAGCAUACGGGAUGAGCACGGUGCCGCCACCUACACUGUAAUCAGCUCGCCGGUGGGCAACCUCAGCCUAACACUGCUGGAGCACGCCCACUACGACGGACCUUUCCUGCCUGGCUUCCGGCCCCUGUCCUACAAAACUGGCCCGGGCUGGAUCAGCCACGUGGACCACCUGACCCUGGCCUGCACUCGCGGCAGCUCUCCCACACUGAUGCGCUGGUUCCAUGACUGUCUAGGCUUUUGCCACCUGCCACUGAGCCCAGAUGAAGAUCCCAACGUGGGCCUUGAGGUGACAGCAGGGUCUGGACUAGGGGGGCUGAGGCUCACUGCCCUGCAGACCUCACCAUGCAGUACUGUCCCCACCAUCUUGCUGGCCGAGUCCCUGCCAGGGGCCACCAGGGGCCAGGACCAAGUGGAACGGUUCCUGGCUCACCACAGAGGGCCAGGCCUGCAGCACGUGGGGCUGUACACACCGAACAUCGUGGAAGCCACUGAAAAGGUGACCUUAGCUGGGGGCCAGUUCCUGACUCCUCCUAAGGCCUACUACCAGCGGCCAGGCAAGGAAAGUCAGAUCCUAGCUGCAGGGCAUGAGCCAAGCCAGCUGGCCCAGCAGGGAAUCCUGCUAGAUGGCGAUAAAGGCAAAUUUCUGCUUCAGAUCUUUACCAAGUCACUCUUUGCAGAGGACACCUUCUUCCUGGAGCUGAUUCACAGGCAGGGGGCCACAGGCUUUGGCCAGGGCAAUAUCCAGGCCCUGUGGCAGUCAGUCCUUGAAGGAGCAAGCCCCCAGGAGCAAGCCUGACAGAGGACACUGGCAGCUGUCCAGCACAGGACCUGGUGGAAUAAAAAAUCACCUAGAGGCCCAGAGUGAAAGACUCUGUCCCUAGGGGCCAGGUGCGGCCUCCACCUCAUCAGUACCUAGCGGACACUGAAUCUCUCACUGGAGUCCAAAGAGGAUAGUCGAUUUUUAACUAUAGAAUGUUUCUUACAUAGUGUAUAUCUAAUACAUGUGGAAGAUAUAAUAAAGGAGUAUAACUCCUUUAGGAAGUAGAACAUGACCAAUACUUCUGAAGACUUUUGUGCCCUUCUCUGAUCCCAUUUUCCUACACCCUCUCCCAAUUUUAGGAUCAUUAACCCCUUGCUUUUCUGUGUUUCACUACAUAUGUAAUCUAUCCCUAAAUGAAUGAUUUACGUGAGGUAGAAAUUUAAGACGAAACAACUCUUCCCCAGUGCUUUCUUCCUCUGUAAGGAGCAGCCACAGUAGUGGGGAGGGCCAGGUCAGGGCUGAGCCAAAGCACCGGUGCUGGGGUGAUGCUGCUCGGCUGCUGCUGCUGCUCCAGAACUGACCCAGGGCCUGGAGUGUGGGGGUGGGGUGUCAGCCACCAGCAGGUGCUCCCUGCUGCUGCUUUCUCCCUUUCCUGUGGGCCCAGGGAGCUCUGAUGACUCUGGACAGUACACUCCCCUCUACCUGCCCCGGAGCUGGCCAGGAGCUCAGCCAGUAGAAGUCGGGACCAAGUAGGACCUGACCACUUUCCCGGACCCUGAGGUAAGGGCACUAGGGAGAGGAUGGAAAGUCUCCAAAACAACUACAGCCCUGGCUGGUGUAGCUCAGUGGAUUGAGCACGGGCCUGCGAACUACAGGACUGCGGUUCAAUUCCCAGUCAGGACACAUGCCUGGGAAUAUGCCAGUUCCCGGAAGGGGACGCAAGAGAGGCAACUAUACACUGAUAUUUCUCUCCCUCUCUCCUUCCUUUCCCCUCUAAAGAUGAAU